UGAGGGAGCCGCCGCCGCUCACCUGCACAGGGCGGCCGCUCGCCUCGGCCUCCGCACCCCCGCCGCCGCCGCCGCCAUGCAGGAGACCAACGCGUUCCUGCUCUCGGCCCUGCAGCCCGAGGCCGGGGUGUGCUCGCUGGCGCUGCCGUCGGACCGGCAGCUGGACGGCAGGAGCCGGGAGACGGCCGAGGCCCAGCGGCUGCGCAGCGCCCGCGUGCAGGAGCAGGUCCGCAUCCGCAUGAUGCUGAGGGGCCCCGCGCCCGACCACGGCGACGGCACCAGAGGCAGUCAGUAUGGCACAGCCCUGCGCUCCUCCUUCAGCUCCCGCUCGCAGAGCAAUGGUGUGGACCCCAAAGCCUCGCUCUAUCAGCCGCUGACCAAGAAGGACUUCGGCACGCUGAAGGGCAGCGCCUGGUCCUCGCGCUCGGCCGUGGACCUCACCCCGCACAAGCGGAUGGCGACCGUCAGCAACGGGGGCCUGGCCAAGGGCCGCGGCUACGGCUACGCCAUGUCCCAGGCGGGCACCGGCUCCCCGCGGCCCAGCUCCUUCCACGAGCGCAGCUACCGCGCACGGCAGAACCUGGACACGCUGUCCCUGCGCUCGCUGCGCCUGGCCGAGGGGCCGCUGCCGCCCCACGCCGUGGCUGACGACCGCUACAGCGUCCUCUCGGAGCAGCUGGACUCCGUGGGCCACCGCCCGCUGUACCGGGGCCAGGGCAGCGGCGGCUUCAGCCGCUCCUACACCUUCGAGCGGCAGCUGAGCGGCGGCUCCACCGCCAAGGCGGCCUCGGAGUGGCUGGAGGGCAGCGAGGUGCCGCAGAGCCGCACCAUCCGCGCCCCCGCCAUGCGCACGCUGCAGCGCUUCCAGAGCAACAACCGCUCCCGGCUCAGCACCGGCUCCUUCGGCAGCAUCCCCGCGGGCCCGCAGCCGGGGGGCGGCUCCUACCUGGGGCUGGUGGAGCACAGCUCCCGCGCCCCCUCCGUGCGCAGCCUGGCCGAGUCCAGCCACCACCUGCAGGAUCAGCGCGGGAUGGAGAUGUACAACGGGCACGGCACCCUGCUCAGCCACCAGUCGGGGGGGUUUGAUGACAUCGACCUGCCCUCGGCAGUGAAGUACCUGAUAGCCACGGACCCCAACCUGCAGGUGCUGGGCGCUGCCUACCUCCAGCACAAGUGCUACAGCGACAGCAACGCCAAGAAGCAGGCCCGCAGCCUCCAGGCCAUGCCCAAGCUGGUGAAGCUGUUCAACAGCCCCAACCAGGAGGUGCAGCGCCACGCCACGGGCGCCAUGCGCAACCUCAUCUACGACAACGCCGAGAACAAGCUGGCGCUGGUGGAGGAGAACGGCAUCUACGAGCUGAUGCGGACGCUGCGGGAGCCCGACGAUGAGCUGCGCAAGAACGUCACAGGGAUCCUCUGGAACCUCUCCUCCAGUGACAACCUGAAGGACCGCCUGGCCCGGGACACACUGGAGCAGCUCACGGACCUGGUGCUGGUCCCGCUCUCGGGGCUGGGGGGCUCGGGUGUCAUCCAGCAGAACCCCUCGGAGGCCGAGAUCUUCUACAACUCCACCGGCUUCCUCAGGAACCUCAGCUCUGCCAGCCAGCAGACCCGGCAGAAGAUGCGUGAGUGCCAUGGGCUGGUGGAUUCCAUGAUCCAUUACGUGAACAGCUCCCUGGAAGUGGGCAAGUCAGAGGACAAGAGCGUGGAGAACGCGGUCUGCGUCCUGCGCAACCUCUCCUACCGCCUGUACGACGAGAUGCCCCCGUCCUCGCUGCAGCGCCUGGAGGGCCACCGGCGGAACACCAGCAGCACGGUGACGGGGGAGCUGGUGGGCUGCUUCAGCCCCCAGAGCAAGAAGGCGCGAGAGCACUACCUGAAUGCGGACAUCGUCACCUUCACGGAGGUCUCCAAGGACCCCAAGGGCAUGGAGUGGCUCUGGAACCCGCAGAUCGUGGGCAUCUACAACCGGCUGCUGCAGCGCUGCGAGCUCAACAAGCACACCACGGAGGCGGCCUCGGGCGCGCUGCAGAACAUCACCGCUGGGGACCGCAGGUGGGCGGGCGUGCUGAGCCGCCUGGCCCUGGAGCAGGAGCGCAUCCUGAACCCGGUCCUGGACCGCGUCCGCACCGCCGACCACCACCAGCUGCGCUCCCUGACCGGGCUCAUCCGCAACCUGUCCCGCCACGCCCGCAACAAGGACGAGAUGUCCACCAAGGUGGUCAGCCACUUGAUCGAGAAGCUGCCGGGCAGCGUCGGGGACAAGGCUCCUCCGGCCGAUGUCAUCGUGAACAUCAUCGCCGUGCUCAACAACCUGGUGGUGGAGAGCCCCAUGGCCGCCCGCGACAUCGUCUACUUCGAUGGCCUCAGGAAGCUCUUCUACAUCAAGAAGAGAAGGGACAGCUCGGACAACGAGAAGUCCUCCCGAGCAGCAGCCAGCCUCCUGGGCAACAUGUGGCAAUACAACAAGCUCCACCGGGACUUCAAGAUGAAGGGGUACCGGAAGGAGGACUUCCUCGGCCUGUGAGGACACCGGGACCGCGCUGCCCUCGGCUGCCUCCUCGGCUGCUCCCCACCGGACCCCGCUCCAUAGCGUAGACCCCACCGCAUCCCCCGUGCCCGCACCGGGUCCCUUCCCCGCAUGGGGACGUUCGUCCUCGCUCCUGCCCAGCCCUAACCCCAGCCCCUGCUUUGGGCCCUGCUGCGGGGCCCCGCUGGGAGCACAGUUAGCGAGGGGCUGCCCCAUGGCUCCCAGGGCUGCUCAGACCUGGGGUCCCUACAGGCUCCGGGGGGGGGCUGGCUGCACAGCAGAGCUUGGCUCAUGGCUCAGUGGGAGCUGGAGGCUUUGGGGAGCUCCUGCAGGGAGGUGGGGAGGGGGCUUUCAGGACCUUCCAUUCCCAAGUCACCGUGCUGCAGGGGCUGCUGUGGGGCGCGCUAUG
Neopsephotus bourkii (Bourke's parrot) is the source of this 2939-nucleotide messenger RNA. It is a transcript of the gene PKP3, whose product is annotated as plakophilin 3. Bases 77 to 2527 code for a protein of 816 amino acids. Gene Ontology annotation, biological process: cell-cell junction assembly; cell-cell adhesion. The record is from RefSeq and is a predicted model, not a curated record. NCBI's taxonomy places the organism in Eukaryota, Metazoa, Chordata, Aves, Psittaciformes, Psittacidae. The transcript is spliced from 13 exons. Gene Ontology annotation, cellular component: plasma membrane; cytoplasm; nucleus. Gene Ontology annotation, molecular function: cadherin binding.